AUGGAAGCGAUGGAUGUUUGCACUGCUCGGGGGCCUCAGGGCCCGGACUGCUUGGCCCUGGCGAUCGAGCUGCAGCUGGACGCGCAGGGCGCCGCCGCCGCGGAGGCGGCCGUCGGGUCGCCGGAGGCCGGGGCGGGGGCGCUUCACGGCCAGGGCUGUGAGACACGCCUCAAGCCACCAAGUGCUGCCAAGCACCUUGCACAGGUCGGGCGGGUGCACGGUGGCUUCCCCGGGGCCGCCCUGGCCCUCAAGGCGACUGUUGGCGAUGCUCUUUCUGGCCGACCCGGAGAGAAACUCCUGUCCCCCAUCACCUCCGAGGGCAAAACGUUCUUCGUUCGGGACCACGCCGACGCCACGGAUACGGAGGUGCUGAUUUUCGCCCUCUUCAUCGUCCUUCUCGAGCCCAGCGCCGCGGACACCGCCGAAUGGGCGGCGGGUUUGGCGCCUCUCGCGGCGCAGGCUGCGGAUGAGCAGGCGGGCUGGGCGACGGCGGCGGCGCCCGCCGGCUACUACGACCCGUUUCAGCGGGUCAUAGACGGCAAGUGGCACAAGGAGACGUGCGAGGCCGUGAAGAAGGCGGUGGAUGGCUGGGAGGGCCGCGGCGCGCGCGAGGGCGUGACAGUCGACCACUUGCUCUUGUACCACUCCGGACUUAAGAAACACCCGGACAAUGGCGGGCUUUGGCGGCAGCCGCCGCGCAAGAGGCCGCCGAAGCGCUUCAACAC
This is a messenger RNA of Emiliania huxleyi CCMP1516, 725 nucleotides long. RefSeq lists its product as hypothetical. The record is from RefSeq and is a predicted model, not a curated record. The transcript has 2 exons. Lineage: Eukaryota; Haptophyta; Isochrysidales; Noelaerhabdaceae. The annotation marks the transcript as partial.